CUUGAGAGCCUGGCGCACGCUUUCCUGCCAGGAAGUUGUUGGUAUUCGGGAAAUAACAAAGAGACAAAAACAGGCAUAUUAAUCUCAAAGUAACGAAACACGAAAGAUCUAUUAAACGCGUAAGGGAUCUGGACUAAAAUACUGAAAGACUAUGGAUUAAUGGAGGACUAAUCGAUGGAGGCGGAGAGAAGUUUUGGUCUCCUCUGGGUUCUGCUGCUGUUGGGCAUAACAGGCGCUACAGCCAGAGAAGUAUGUCUCGGGACAGAUAUGAAGCUGGCUUUACCCUCCAGUCUGGAGAAUCAUUAUGAGAUGCUCCGGCUUCUGUAUACGGACUGUCAGGUGGUUCAUGGUAACCUGGAGAUCACUCACCUGCAGGGCUCACCAGACCUCUCAUUCCUGCAGGGUAUAGUGGAGGUUCAGGGUUAUGUGCUGAUAGCUCACGUCUCAGUGCAUUCAGUUCCUUUGGACAGUCUGCGCAUCAUACGUGGCAGUCAACUCUAUAACUCGAGCUACGCUCUCGCUGUACACGACAACAAUCAGCGCAGUCAGGCAGGACUCGCUCUGAAGGAGCUACGCCUCAGGAAUCUCACAGAAAUUCUGCUUGGUGGGGUUUAUAUUUGGGGAAAUCCUCAACUGUGCUUCCCCCGGAAUAUUAAGUGGGAUGACACUAUCUGUAAAGUUCAAAGCAAACCGUUGCACCUGCAAGAAGUCCCAAAGAACUGUCCUCUUUGUUCUUCAGCAUGCAGGUCUGGUGGAUGUUGGGGAGAAACGGAUCAAGACUGUCAAACUCUGACCUCUGUGCAUUGCUCAUCUGGUUGUUUACGCUGUAAGGGUCCAAAACCCAAUGACUGUUGUCAUGUGCAGUGUGCUGCUGGAUGCACAGGGCCGAAAGACUCUGACUGUCUGGCCUGUCGUCACUUUAAUGACAGUGGGGCGUGUAAAGAUAACUGCCCCCUGCCCAACAUCUAUGACCCAAUCACCUUCCAGUCCAAACCCAACAAGGACAAAAAGUUCAGUUUUGGAGCUUCAUGUGUAAAACAGUGUCCACAUAACUAUUUGGCCAUGGAGGUGGCGUGUACCAUGGUUUGUCCCAGAGCUAACCAGGAAGUCAUUACUGUUCAACCAGAUGGACAAGAAACACAGAAAUGUGAAAAGUGUGAAGGAGAGUGUCCUGAAGUGUGUUAUGGGUUAGGUAUGGGAAACCUUCAGGGCGUGUCAGUUGUGGACACCACCAACAUUGGCAUGUUUGUUGGCUGUAAGAAGAUCUAUGGCAGUUUGGCUUUUCUUUCGGACUCAUUUAAAGUGAACACUCUUACCAAUUCAUCUGGACUGCAGUGGAGUGACCUAGAGAGAUUGAAGACUAUAGAGGAGAUCACAGGAUAUCUGUACAUUGAUGCAUGGCCAGAUUAUUUGCCUGAUCUGAGUGCUUUUGAAAACUUGAGGGUGAUCAGAGGAAGAAUGCUUUACAAGGGUGUUUUCUCUUUGGGAGUUCAAUCUUUGCAGAUUGAGUCUCUCGGGUUGCGUUCAUUGCGCAGUGUCAGUGGGGGUUUAGUUCUGAUUCAUAAUAACUCUAGACUGUGCUACACCUCCUCUUUUCCCUGGACCUCUCUGCUACACCCCACACAGGGACCGAACCUCAUCAGCAACAACAACCAAGACCAACAAACAUGUGUUUUGGAGGGCAGAGUGUGUGACCCCCUGUGUGCUGAGGCGGGCUGCUGGGGGCCCGGACCCGGUCAGUGUGUGUCAUGUGUCAAUUACAAACGUGGGACUGAGUGUGUGGAGCACUGUAAUGUCCUACAUGGGUCAGUACGGGAGUUUGUGGAUGGUUCCUACUGUGUCUCAUGCCACCCAGAGUGUCAAGCAGUCAACGGCUCUGCCUCCUGUACAGGCCCUGGUCCAGAUCAGUGUAAGGAGUGUGUGCACUUUCAGGAUGGAGAUAUGUGUGUGGAGCGUUGUCCCAGUGGUGUAAAAGAGGACCAGCACACUGUUUGGAAAUACUUCAAUGCUACAGGACACUGUCUGCCCUGUGAGACCAACUGCACUCUUUCGUGUCCAUUAGAUGAUAAGGGGUGCCCCAUCCAACAGAAAACUGGGCCUGCUACAACCAUUGCAAUCACAGUUGGUGGUGUGUUUCUCUUCAUCAUUUUGCUGGCUCUGCUGGUGUUUUACCUGCGCCGACAGAAGCACCAGAAGAAAAAAGAAACCUUAAGAAGAAUUCUACAAGAGCACGAGUUGGUGGAGCCUCUGACGCCGAGUGGAGCGAUGCCCAAUCAGGCUCAGAUGCGCAUCCUUAAAGAGACGGAGCUUAAGAAAAUCAGAGUGCUGGGAUCUGGAGCCUUUGGCACAGUCUAUAAGGGUAUCUGGGCUCCUGAUGGGGAGAACGUUAAGAUCCCGGUGGCCAUUAAAGUUUUGCGUGAGAACACCUCGCCCAAAGCCAACAAAGAAAUCUUGGAUGAAGCAUAUGUUAUGGCAGGUGUGGCGAGUCCGUAUGUGUGCCGUUUGCUGGGUAUCUGUCUGACAUCUACGGUUCAGCUGGUCACUCAGCUCAUGCCGUAUGGAUGUUUGUUGGACUAUGUCAGGGAGAACAAGGAUCACAUCGGCUCGCAGUACCUACUCAACUGGUGUGUACAGAUUGCUAAGGGAAUGAGUUACCUUGAAGAAGUGAGGCUGGUUCACAGAGACCUUGCAGCUCGUAAUGUUCUGGUCAAAAACCCAAACCAUGUGAAGAUUACAGACUUUGGGUUGGCCAGACUGUUGGACAUAGAUGAGACUGAGUACCAUGCUGAUGGGGGAAAGGUGCCCAUCAAAUGGAUGGCGCUUGAGUCCAUAUUACAUCGGAAGUUUACUCAUCAGAGUGAUGUAUGGAGCUAUGGGGUGACUGUAUGGGAACUGAUGACCUUUGGAAUGAAACCAUAUGACAAUAUACCAGCACGGGACAUUCCAGAACUGCUGGAGGGGGGAGAGAGGCUCCCUCAGCCAUUAAUCUGUACCAUAGACGUCUACAUGAUUAUGGUCAAAUGUUGGAUGAUCGAUCCUGAUAGUCGACCGCGAUUUAAGGACCUGGUGGCUGAUUUCACCUCCAUGGCACGGGAUCCCCCUCGUUAUGUAGUCAUUCAAAACGAUGAGCAAAUGAGUUUGUCGAGUCCCGUUGAUAGUGAGUUUUUCCGCACUCUAAUGGCAGAGGAGGGAGGGAAUGUGAAAGAGUUACUGGAUGCAGAAGAAUAUCUGGUGCCCCAACCUGGCAUCUUCAACACACAAGGAGAAAUCAGAGCCAACGGACCCAGCAGACACCACUCACACCGGAGCACAGAUCAAGGCUUAGAGAUGGACGGUAUGCCAAGUGGGAGGGGUUUGUAUUCCUCUGUCAGCACUUUGGGGCAGAGUCAGUACCCAACCCUUCCUGUGGGGGCAACAGCCAAUGGGAUGUUGGCAGGGCCACAGUACCCCUCCCUUGUACGGAGUAUUUCACACCGUUCAGCCGUGGGCCAAUCAGACUCUGUGUUUCUGUAUGGGGAUGUGGAGGAAAAUGACUCUCCAUCCAGUCCUGGGCGCUACUCUAAAGACCCCACCAUCCCCAAUGGCAUCGAUGGGGAGUUGGAGAAUGACGGUCCUAUAGCUUUCCUUUCACACACACUACCACGUGGAGCGCACACACAACCUGAGUAUGUGAACCAGGAUGUCUUGUCAGAGCGUCCCAGCACCCUUCCACGCAAAACGGGUGAGAGGCAGGUCAUUAAUGGUCUGUGUACUGGGCACAGUGUGGAGAACCCAGAGUAUCUGGUACCUGUGGGCAACAUGUCACCCACUUCACCCUCCUUUGACAAUCCCUACUAUCAUGAUAUUGCAGCUAAAGUUAAGGCAGUCACUGGAGUGUCCAUGAAUGGUGGUCCAACUCACAUGCAGCCAAAUGGCUACGUGACCCCCACAGCAGAAAACCCAGAGUACCUGGGCUUAGCAGAGACAUGGAGUGGUCAAGUUGAGUAUACUUGAGUGAAAUAAUGUGGUACAGCAAAUGUGUGAAUGUAAUGACAACGUGUAGUUGUAUGAGUGAAUGAAUGAGUAAUGACAUGUAUUUUGUGAGCGACGUUCACGCCUCUGGAAAUGGUUUCUCGUGACUAUAUUCUAAAACAUCACAAAACCCAAUGUAGCAUUUUGUAUGGGAGUUUGAACUUAAAGAUGGAUGUGUCUUUGCCACAACAAUCUGCUUUAGAAAUUCUUCUGACAAAAAAUGUUGCUAUUUAGUGUUUUUUUUUUUUUUUUUUUUUUUUUUUUUUUUUUUUAAGACUGUUUGAGUGAUGACAAUGUUAAAUAACACUGGAUACAACAAUAUGUCUUGAUAUAAUUAUAUGGCUUUUAAUUUGGGAAUUAUUUUGGUUAUCUUGCUAGAACAUUACAUCACAUGUUUUUCUGAAGGUUCAGUUCAAUUCACAAUCGGGAGCAUACACACUUUGGCUUUACAGACUGCUGUGUGAGAGCAGAACUGGUGUGUAGCAAUGGUGUAACUCUUGAUCACAGCUCGACACAAUCAAAGCCGUUCUGUUGUGUAUGUGAAGGCCCUGGGUGAGCAGCUAGACUACAGUGCCAAUGAAUGAGAGAGAGACAUCAUUGUCACAGGAAAUGGGCCCUUUUUUGUUCAGCAGUGAAACAGCAAUUAAGAUGUAUCAACAUUUGUCCUCGGUAAUAUAUCCAGGUUUCCACACUCUACACCCCCCCCCCCCCCCCCCUUUUUGUUCUUAAGAGAAAUGACUAUCUUUAUUAUGGACUUGGUAGCAGUUGUACAGUGAAAUGAUGAUUUAGCCUAUAUGUAGAACAAGGUGGUGAAUCUCACAAAGAAAUGUCCCAGUCAUUUUUUACCUGAAAAUCAAAAGGACAAAAAUAAGAAUCAUAUUUUGCAUAAAGAAAUUGAAGCACAUUUUAUGACUAUUGAGAUGUAUUUUAUUUGUAUACAAUUAAGCACAUUUCCAUGCAUAUUUGCAUUGACGUAAUCUCUAGGCAAUGUUCUUUUGAGUCUUUUGUACUUCCCAUUAUUCUCAAAGUUUAUUCUCAUUAGAUUCUCAAUAUUGUAAUUAGUAAAAAAUAUAUAAAUUUUUUUUUUAAAUAAAUGAUUAAGGCAGUACAAUAAAUCCAUAAUGUAUAAAUACAAUUAAAAUAAUAUAUCAUUUUUGACAUAUUAUGGUUAUGAGAAUUUUUGUAUUAUGUAAGUGAGAGGGAAAUGUGCUUUAUUGUCUUAAAAAUAAUGUUACAAGGGGGCCUGGUUAGCUCAGCAAGUAAAGACGCUGACUACCACCCCUGGAGUCAUGAGUUCAAAUCCAGGGUGUGCUGAGUUACUCCAGUCAGGUCUCCUAUACAACCAAAUUGGCCCGGUUGCUAGGGAGGUAGAGUCACAUGGGGUAACCUGCUAGUCAUUGCUAUAAUGUGUGGUUCGCUCUCGGUGGGGCACGUGGUGAGUUGUGCAUGGAUGCCGCGGAGAAUAGCGUGAAGCCUCCACACGCGCUAUAUCUCUGCGGUAACGCGCUCAACAAGCCACGUGAUAAGAUGCACGGAUUGACAGUCUCAGACACAGAGGCAACUGAGAGUCACUACGCCACCACGAGGACUUAGAGCGCAUUGGGAAUUGGGCAUUCCAAAUAGGGAAGACAUUUUUUUUUUUUUACAAUGGAAAGAAACUGGUCAUAUCUUUAUGGUCCUAAAACAGGCAUAACUUGCAACAUUUGAUUUCUCUUUGCUUUCUUUCAUUUUGUGUUGAAAUAUGACCUGGACAUUUCUUGACAGAAAUUCGCCCAAGGAUAUGCUUAUCUCACUUGUUGUAUAUUUUUGUUAUAAUUUUUAAUGUUAAAACAUUUCUCAAAGGAAUCAUUGCUUUAUCUAUCUAAGUUCCUUGUUUGCAGUUAUGUAUGCAAUGUGGUAUUAAUUGAUGUCAAGGGCCCCUUCAGUUACUUUCAAAUUGCCUUUUUUAUUUUGUAUCUGAUUUUGCAAAAAAAAAAAAAAAAAAAAAAAAGAGAUUUUAAACCAUGUUUAAAAUGUUUAACUCCAAAUGUAAUCAUCCAUGUUUAUAAUGCCUAUUGUGAUAAUGACAUCUCCAACUUAUUAGAAUUUGCCACACAUAUGCACACAAAGACGGCUAACACUAAAAACAGUAUUGUGCUGUAAAUACUUCAUUUAAGAAUGCGAUCUAAUUUCCAUAUAUUAGCAGCUGUGGCCUCUGGUUGGACAAAUGCCACUUCAAUGCCUCCAUUGUUCCAGUGUGUCUUUUGUGAACUACCCAACUCAAGCGGCCAGUUAAUGUUCACUCCUUACAGGCAAGAUUUCUGUAUUUUCCUUGCCAUGUCAUUAGACAUUCUUUUGGGGAGUUUCAUGCAUAAUUCAAUCAUUGUCACUAUGUCAAAACUAUUUUAUCUUAACUUUGAAAAUCUAUCAGGUUUUUUGUUAAUUUUCAUACAUGAUUCUAGUAGUCAUGGAGUAAUAACCUGAAUAUGAACAUUUGAAUUUUGCUUUUGGAGUAAGUGAAAUCACUCGACACUGAUGAUGAACUUGUGAGUUGAGUUGCUGGUGUGAGAGAGUGAUAUUAUGCGUGCUAAUGGUACUCCAGCGCAUUUCGAUGUUAGCUCAAACAAUGACUUGAUUGUAUUUGAAAAUAAGGAAUGGGGGUAAAACUGUUUGUUGAAUUUUUGCCUGAUCUCUCUGCAUAGUCAACACUGUCCUACACAUUUUCUAUUGUCCAAGAUAUCUGAUUGGAAAAAUCAGAGAAAUUAAUGAAAAUGUAUGAAAAAGCACAGUUUAACCUAAUUUAAAGGUGUGGUAUGUAAUUUCUGCAUCAGUAGUGGCACUAAACUUACCGGUAAUUGUAAUCUGUUUGUUUGAGCAGUCCAACAUAGCAUCAGUGGCUCAACCAGCCAAUAAGUUUGGGGAUGGAAAUAUCUGUUAAUGCCAAAGGGCUUAUAUUUGAUAACUAAAAAUAAUAGCCAGUGGCCCUAAAGUUCAAUUUACAGUCAAUGUGCCAAAAGCCUUGGUCUUCAGCUUUCUUUGACCAUAUAGGACCCGGGGCCCUGGGAAUUACACACUUCACCUUUGACUUGUCGGAUUGCUUAGUUAUAGCCUUUAUGUAUGAGAUUAUUUACUCAGAUGUUCACUUCAUUACUCUACCCAAGAUCGCUGUUUACACCUGGUAUUACCAUGCAUCUCAAAUGCAUCUUCUAGGUCCACUUGUGUUUUAGACCCCGUCUUAAUACCAGGUGUAAAUGGGGUCUUAGGCUUUUCUCACACUGCAGGGAAACUCAGAUUUUUUUCUCAAAUCCAAUUUUUUAGACUGACUGUCCAAACCUUAAGUUACAUGUGGCCAGAUAAAAUUUUUCCUGUUCAGACUACAGCCAUUUUUGCUAGCACGUCCACGUAAGUUUUCAUAGUUAUGAUGCAAACUUGCGAAGGUUCACAAUGCGUGAGAGUUCAGCAAUGGAUGUUUUGCCAUUGACUAUGUUUGUCAUGAGGGCAGUAUCCCAAUACGAACACAUUUGUCACAGACGAAUAAAAAACAGAAAAGGUGGCAUAUGCAACAUUUGUGUCUGCUAGGGUUGACAACUGUCCCGUUUUAGCUGAGAUAUCCCAUAUUUUGGUCGAAAUUACGAAAUUACAGCUAUUGUCCUGUAUUUUAGUGGGCAACAAAACGUCCCUUAUGGAAGGCAUUGUGUCCUAUAUUGAAGCCAAAAAUGCUCAAAGGGUUUCGGACAGCAAAAUGCUUUAAGGGGACCCCCAUCCCCUAUUUAAGUACUUAAAAUGCUCAAGCGUCCCGUAUUCGUUUGAGACAUUCCAUACAUUAUCGUGUUGUGAUAACUCAAUCGCGAAAUGUGUGGCUUACCGCACCUUAGUACAUCUCUAUGGGUGGCUAAAGCCAGUGUUUGUAUUAUUGUAAAAGAGGAUGCACCGCUUUGGCUGCCCUGUGACAUACAGUAUAUAUGACAUAUGGUGCAUUCCAUUUAGAAGUGAUCAUCCCCAUGCCCUAUUCCCCUCAAAGACUUUCAGAGUUUCAGAGGACUGAAAGGUGUAAUAAAAAGGUCAUUUUGAAAUAAUUGUAAAAUAUAUUUUUUUUUUUACUGAAAAUUCAGUUUGUAACGAUCCUACAGCAUGGCCAUCAUUAUUGUUUUCCAUUCGAAGUGCCCUAUGAAGACAUCAUUUAUGCCAUUUGGAAUGUGGUAUGUCUUGUGACAAAAUCUUGUCGCAAAACUUGACAAAACAACCCGUUGUGCACAGCGAUUGACAAAAAAAAAAAAAAAAACUAAAUCUGAUCUGACCGUUCAAACUGAGACGCAUUAAUAAAAAUCUGAUUUUAAUUGGAUUUCAAACAACCUAAGAAUGUGGUUUGUAUCAGGACUAUGAAAGAUUACAAAAAACCUAAACGGAUUUAAGUCGGGUUGGGUGAAAAAUCUUAUUUUCUCUGCCUGUGUGAACAUAGCCUUAGUGUCCACAGUAGAGGUCUAUGCAAGCACAUUGAAUAAAUUGUAAAAUCUUUCAUUGUUGUGAUAAAAAGAAAAAAAUACAAAUGUUUGGGUGUUUUGUAUGUUCUUUUUUUAUAUGGACAUUGUCCUGAUCUCUCAUUUAGUGGUUGAAUGAUAAUUGUAGACCUGAGUUUGGUGUAAUAUUGCUAUUAUUUCUACGAGCCAAUGAAUUCAAGUAUAAAUAUAAUGUACACAAUAAUCGACUCCAUGCAAUGUGACUCUGUACUUUGAGAAGGCUUUUAAUGGUACAAGUUUGCAUAAAAUGUUUUGAAAAAUA
Molecule: messenger RNA, 8769 nt
Organism: Myxocyprinus asiaticus (Chinese sucker)
Lineage: Eukaryota; Metazoa; Chordata; Actinopteri; Cypriniformes; Catostomidae
Product: receptor tyrosine-protein kinase erbB-2-like
Exons: 27
Coding region: 175-3993 (1272 amino acids)
Biological process (GO): positive regulation of kinase activity; positive regulation of cell population proliferation; positive regulation of MAPK cascade
Cellular component (GO): signaling receptor complex; basal plasma membrane
Molecular function (GO): transmembrane receptor protein tyrosine kinase activity; ATP binding
Source: RefSeq, a predicted model, not a curated record